GCGCAGGAAGGCAGCGGGGAGGAAAAGGGCUGGAGAUCCCCCCGCAGGAGGGGCUCCAAAGCCAUCCCAGGGUGCUCUGAGGAGGAAAGACCCAGUGUGUGCCAGGAAGGCGGCCGGAGCUUGAUGAGGAGCUCUGACCUGGUGGUUCCUGAGCAGCCUCCCAGCAGGGAGAAGCCCUUCCGGUGUUUGGAAUGUGGGAAGAGCUUCAGGAAGAGCGCCCACCUGAUCCGACACCAGCACAUCCACACUGGAGAAAGGCCCUAUACAUGUGGGGAAUGUGGGAAGAGCUUCAAUAACAGCUCCAACCUCCUCACCCACCAGCACAUCCACACUGGGGAACAGCCCUACACGUGUGAGGAAUGUGGGAAGAGUUUCAACCAAAGCUCCAACCUGAUCCGACACCAGGCCAUCCACACUGGGGCACGGCCCUACACAUGUGGAGAAUGUGGGAAGAGCUUCAGUGACAGCUCCACCCUCCGCUCCCACCAGCGCAUCCACACUGGGGAACGGCCCUACAAGUGCUUGCAAUGUGGGAAGAGGUUUCAGCGCAGCUCAACUCUCCUCAGGCAUGAGCAGACACACACGGAUGAGAGGCCCUUCCGCUGCACCGACUGCGGGAAGGGCUUCAGCCGGAACUUCACCCUUAUCACCCACCGGCGCAUCCACACUGGGGAGAGGCCCUACAAGUGUGGGGAGUGUGGGAAAAGUUUCACCCAGAGCUCUGCCUUGAUCUCACACCAACAGACCCACCGAUAAGAGAAGCCCUACCAGUACCCCAACUGUGGGAAGAGCUUCGGCUGCUGCUUCCACCCGAAAUGAACCCCCUGAUGGCGAGGCAACCCCUGGAGUCCAGUGACUGUCAGUCCAUCCCUUUCGACCACAAAGGGCCAGUCCCCUUUCCCAGGGGCAGCUUCUGCCAACAGAACCCUUUCUGGGGGUUGUGGGGAUAUUCCUGCCUUGGCUAUGGACCCUCCAAAGUUAGUCCUGGAGGUUGAAAGCAGAGAUCUCCCCAUGAGCGUUGGUGUGGGGGAGUUCCAUCCAUCUCUAAUUAAGAAUUCUUGCUUUUGUACCAGCUUUAGUAGAAUUGUUUCAACAAUUGCUUUAGUGUAGAGCACUGUCCUAUCUUAUUCUGUACUCCUGGUAAUUUUAGUGUUUAUGUUGUGCAGUAAAUAAUUCUGAUGAAGAUCUUUUCUCUGAUCAUUUGGAACCCUAAAUAAAUUCCUUUCUCUCAAUAGAU
This is a messenger RNA of Chiroxiphia lanceolata (lance-tailed manakin), 1237 nucleotides long. Its product is annotated as gastrula zinc finger protein XlCGF49.1-like. Gene Ontology annotation, molecular function: DNA-binding transcription factor activity; RNA polymerase II cis-regulatory region sequence-specific DNA binding. The record is from RefSeq and is a predicted model, not a curated record. The transcript has a single exon. Bases 124 to 756 code for a protein of 210 amino acids. Gene Ontology annotation, biological process: regulation of transcription by RNA polymerase II. Lineage: Eukaryota; Metazoa; Chordata; Aves; Passeriformes; Pipridae.